Messenger RNA from Camelina sativa (false flax), 1069 nucleotides. The record is from RefSeq and is a predicted model, not a curated record. Lineage: Eukaryota; Viridiplantae; Streptophyta; Magnoliopsida; Brassicales; Brassicaceae.
UUUUUUUUCAUUUUCUUAUAGAGGAUAUGGAGAGAUUAGAUGGUGCAAGAAGAAUCCAAAGAUGGACACUCUCUAUAAAAUCUGUCCUUAGUUCAAUCUAUGGUGUGAUGUUCAUGAGAUCAAGAAAAGUUCCAAGCUGGGAGAAUAUGGAUAGCGAUAUUUUAGCCAAGAUUUUCGAGAAGCUCAAUGUAGUGGAUAUUACCGUCGGAGCAUCACGCGUCUGUGUCACUUGGUUCCUUGCCGCUCACCAAAAAUCUCUAUCGAAAACAAUCAACCUCGCCAAUCCCAAACUCGUCGAGUUCAAGCAUCCUCGAGUAAAAAACUUGCGGCUCAAAUCCCAAUAUGUAAACGUAGAAGAAGAAGGUCUACACAAUAUGAGGAAAAUUUUGAUUAGAGUUACCAAAUUCAGUGGUACAGUUCCGACAAAUUUGUUCUUCAACUUCUAUUCCUUUGUAGAAGAUGAGGAUCCCAUCAUUGCUUCUGAGAGGAUGCCAAACAUCAGAAAACUUGUCUUACCUCAGUGGUGCAAUUUACGUGAGAGUUCAUAUAAAUUUGCAUUCAGUCAAUGGAAGAACCUUCACACAUUAAUCAUCUCUACACACUUCUACAGCAAGGGGAUAGUCGAGUUUCGAUUCAUCGGAGAAAACUGUACAAACCUCACCAACCUAAAACUGUCGGGUCACGUCGACCCAUAUAUAGCUGAGGGAAUUGUGUGUUACCUCCCAAAGCUCAAGAGAGUGAGUAUGAGAUGUUGUGUCAUCGACUCUACUCAAGAAGUUUCCUUACUCAUCACAUACCUUCAAAACCUAACGAUCCUCAACCUCUCGCAUUGUAUGUUCAAAACCUCAUUGAAGGAUUCGUUAUUUGAGGAGAGUUUCAUAAAAACCGCCACUCCGAAGAUUGACACAUUAAUCAUGUGUUCGGAAGUCGGCUGUAGGUUAUGCGAAGAUCGGUCUCGCAUAUUAGGUUCAAAUGCUUAUUACGAGAAGCAUUGGCGUAAUGAUGAGAUCAAAGAACUUGGUUUCUGAGAUUUUGAAAAGCCUUAGCUCAUGUUUUCCCAAAACCAAAA